ACAGUAUUUUUUUCCCAGAUAUAAGCCAUAGGUUGCAGACUGCAUGAAGCUCUUUGACACACACACGCACACACACACUUGGACGCACACACCCACCACAUACCCACCAAGCCAAAGGUUGCAGACUACAUGAAGCUAUUGGACACACAGAAACACACAACAUUUAUUUGGAGAGCUCAAGACUGAGCAUUGGGGUUUGGCACCAAUCUUCCUCCCAGAGUGCUGCCCAAAUCCAGCUUCCAAGCAGCUAAUCAAAGGCACUUGCAGCACCGGGGGAAGCAGUGUUGAAGCCGGUUUUGGCCAGCUCGGGGUUUUGCAAGCCCAGUGGGUCUGUCUGUCUGUGGAACUCUCGUAGAGAACGUCAAACUUCCUCAGUCACUGCCUGCGAUCUAAACAUGCGUGCCCAGGGGUUCCUCAAGUUGGUGAUGCUGCUGGCUGCUUCGUUUCUAACUCUGCUGCCUGCAAUUCCUCAAACUUUCUCCCUGGCCCUGUGGAGUGGCUCCCGCAGCAUCUCCUCAUGUAGACUGUCCCGUGCUGAGUCGGAACGCAGGUGUCAUGUCCCAGGGGGAAAGUUGUGCAGUGGCAGAGGCCAAUGUGACUGCGGUGUCUGCAUCUGCCAAGUGACUGAGCCAGGCAAAUACUAUGGUCCGCUGUGCGAGUGCCACGAGUGGGUGUGUGAGAUUUAUGAUGGCAAGACUUGUGCAGGCCAUGGAAAGUGUGACUGUGGGAAAUGCAAAUGUGAUGAAGGCUGGUAUGGGGAUGCUUGUCAGUACCCAACUACUUGCAACCUUACACGGAAGAAGAGCAAUGAAAUGUGUAAGAAUUCUCAAGAUAUUAUCUGUUCUAAUGCAGGCAUAUGUCAAUGUGGCAGAUGCAAGUGUGAGAAUUUGGAAGGAAAUGGACUGAUUUAUGGUAAAUUUUGUGAGUGUGAUGACCGAGAAUGCAUAGAUGAUGAAACAGGAGAGAUCUGUACAGGCCAUGGAAAGUGUUACUGUGGAAACUGUUACUGUGAGGCUGGUUGGCAUGGAGAUAAAUGUGAAUUCCAGUGUGACAUCACCCCAUGGGAGAUCAAGAAAAGAUGCACAUCUCCAGAUGGCAAAAUCUGCAGCAAUAGAGGCACGUGUAUAUGUGGUGAAUGCACAUGCCAUGAUGUGGACCCAACUGGUGACUGGGGAGAUAUUCAUGGAGAUACCUGUGAGUGUGAUGAAAGAAACUGCAAGGCAGUGUAUGACAGAUAUUCUGAUGACUUCUGUUCAGGUCGUGGACAGUGUAAUUGUGGAAGAUGUGAUUGUAAAAAAGGAUGGACUGGAAAGAAGUGUGAACAUCCACGUUCUUGUCCAUUGUCAGCUGCGGACAGCUCUAAGAAGUGCCAAGGAAGCUCUAAUUUACCUUGCUCCGGAAGAGGGAAUUGUGAAUGUGGCCAGUGCACUUGUUUCCCUCCAGGAGAUAACAGAGUUCAUGGUAAAACCUGUGAAUGUGAUGAUCGACAGUGUGAAGAUAUGGAUGGCAAUGUCUGUGGGGGCCAUGGCCUCUGUUCUUGCGGUCGAUGCGUUUGCGAGGACGGAUGGUUUGGACAGUUGUGUCAACACCCAAGAAAGUGCAACAUGACAGAAGAUGAAAGCAAGCUUUGUGAAUCAGCCAAUGGCAUAUUGUGCUCGGGAAAGGGUUCCUGUCACUGUGGAAAGUGCAUCUGUUCAUCCCAGGAAUGGUACAUUUCAGAAUUUUGUGAAUGUGACGACAGAGACUGUGACAAACAUGAUGGUCUCAUUUGCACAGGCAAUGGUGUAUGUAGCUGUGGAAACUGUGAAUGCUGGAAGAUGAAUGGGAAUGCUUGUGAAAUCUGGCUUGGCACAGAAUACCCUUAAUCAUAACAUGGAGCAUCAAGGACUGAGGGGUUUGGUUUUUUUUUUAGGCUGCUCGAACAAUUAAAUGCAAGGCAAACCACAUAGAACCACCACCAGAAAUAUUCAAAUAGACCAAUGUAAGUUUCUGUGUUUCAUAACAACCAACUGCAGGUUUACUCUAGCUCCUAUUGAAUUAAUUUGCCACACUCACAUUGACUUCCAGUGGAGUGAGAUUGGCCUCGAAGUCUUAAGGUUGAAUUCCUGGCUCCAUGAAAGUGAUACAAGAAAGCUUUAUUGUAUAGUUAGCUUGUUGUCAAAUCUCAACCCAUUACAUAACGAAAUGGCAUUCGUAUAAAAGAGUAGAACUGGCUGGAUAUUUGUCAAAAAUAGUAUCUGAUGCCAUUUCUGGUAUCUGUCAAAUAUAUUAUUAUUUGGCUGGGUUUUUUUCUUCCAAUUCUGAUUAUUUCCCUGCUCCAAUAACAAGAGAAGCUGUAAAUUGCUCCUCAAAACUAAUUAAUUAUUUUAACUUUUGUCAGAGAUCUGCAGUUGUAUAACUGAGAUCCAAAUACCUAAGCAAUCCCAGAGAGUAGGCCAAUGACCCAAAUUAUAAAACCAGACCCCAAUGCUAGAACAGAACAAUUAAAAAAAUAAAUCAAUCUUAAUUUCUGUGGUUACAGUAUCAUUAAGCUGGUUAUCUAGUCUUCAUACUAUACUCUCAAAUACAUAACCUGUAGGAUAAGAUUUUUUUAAAAAAAAUCCAGAUAAAUGAGUUGCUAUAUUUAAUAAAUAUCUUAGAACUUGUAUGUACUUUUAUCAUAGUGUUAUGUAUGUACACUUACCUAGUCAUCUUAAAAAGAAAAGCACAUGAAAAUGUAUUAGGUAACUUUUAGGAUCCCAAUUCUGUAUGCUAUUAGGACUCACUGUUUUGGAACAGAUUACACUGUCACACAUGAUAUUCACUAUAUCUUAUUACUUUUAUAGAAGCUGGGAGUCCAACCGUCAACUGAAUUAGAAAAUCAGGUACAUUAUACAGCACACUGCUGUCAAUGAAAGAUGUUCCAAUGGUGGAAACAAAAUAAUUUAAUUGCAGUUUUCAAACAGUAAUACAAACAGUGCAGUGGUAUGAACAAAAUUUUUAUUUUUUAUCAACGGUGAAAUGCUGCUCAGUGUGAAAUUCACAUUGAAUUAUGAAAAAUGCACAACUAUAUUGGGACUUCCCUAAGUUAUUUACAUUUGAAUCUUUUUUCCCUCCUACAAGUAGGUUUGGCAGCCCUUUAAUUCUUCAGAGCGAAAAAAGAUGUACAUUUUCUUUUCAAAAGUGAUUGAAAUUUUGAUUAAUUACAAAAAAAAAUUCCCAAACUUUGAUAUUGUUAUGUUGUGAUGUAGGUGUCAAGUUUCAGGCUUUUAGUUUGAUACAAGACUAAGAAAUAAGGAACCUGUGUAUCAACUAAAAAUGGUAUUUCCAUUAUUACACUAGAAAUUUGUUUUUCUUAUAGAAAGGACAUUGAUUAUUUAAAUUGGAAAAUACACCAGUACAUAACAUGUAACACUUAUUGUGUGAAAACUUCAGGUGCGCUAUUGAAAGGUUUUCAACAAUCAUUUCCCCCCCAUUUAGCUUGCUCUUGCUCUGACCUCAUUUUCUUUUUAAACAUAAAUGUGUAGCUUUUCAAAGACCAUGUUCUCAGGGAGGCGUAAUCCAGUCACCUCUAAAUGUCUGUGCAUAACUUAUAAAUGGGAGUUCUGCACAUUCACAGAGACAACUAUACCCAAAAGCUGCUACUGCCUCUCCUUAGAUAACCAAAAUAUCAGGCAGAGUUCUAAAAUUUAUUGAUACAGCAUAAACAAACUUUGAAGUAAAACAAGUUUUAAAAUCACAUUUUAUAUUUUAUGGUUGUAACCAUUAAAACUGUACAGAGAUUAGGUAUUUCACUGUGUCAUUUAACAUUUGCCAAUGCUGGUCUUCGACUGGUGAACACAAGCUUGUUGGUUUUAUUUAUAUAUAUAAAUUAACACAGACCGGAAAUCUCUUAUAGUAAUAAAUGUCUUACAGAUGUGGGUACUUCUGAGUCAAUGAAAGAGAAAAGGAAAACAAGCUUCAUUAUAUCUCCCAUUUAUGUACAGUACUUUGUACAGCUAACAAAGUAGAAAAUCAAUGUUUUUUAGAUUGAAUAGAUACUUGGUAUCAUUUAAACAACUAGCAAACAAAGAUAUAAAUACUGUAUCUAGCUAUGAUAUUUCAGGCAGCCAUAUUCCUAGACUGGAAAAUGAUUCUCUGUAAAGCCAUAAAUUGCUGGAUAUCUGUGUGUCAUGUAAUAUUUGAUGUAUUUUAUUUUACUUUGUGAUUUUGUUUGUUUUCCUUUUAAGUUUGUAAACUAAAAACAUAGAAGUGAUUCUAAUUUCUAGUAAGACAAACUUUUAAACAUUUCCACAACAGGUUUGUUUUUUAAUUUUCAGCUACUGGGAUGGAUUAAUAUCGCCUUAUUUAAAAAAAAAAAACAUUUUAAAAUUCUCUUUGACAAAGCUAGUGCCUGGGAUUAAGUAAAAUAUAAAUUAUCAAAGCAAAACUGUGCUAUAAGCCAUAUAGUAUUUAGUAAGACUGCUCAAAAUGUAAUGGAUAUCUAUUUUCUUUUCCAUUUUUAUUCUUUUUUGUGUGUGUUGCUUGAACAGCUUUUUUUCCCACACUGAGGAAACCAGUGAUAUGAGUCCCAGUCCAUCUUCUAUGCAGCUUAUUCCUUUGCUAUAAAAUAAGACUUGAAGAUAAAUAUUAUUGUUUCAUGUAUGUGAAAAUACUGUCUGCCUAAAUUGUAAAAGUAAAAAAGAGGUGCAAGGGAAUGAAAAAUAUUUCCCAUUUAAUUAACAAACAAUAAUUAUGUAACUGCUUCCAGGUCUCAGGUAAACAGUAAUUAUAGAAAGAGAAAGCUGGUUAGAUAAGUGGGGAGUUUGAUAUUGAACACAUAUACAGUUCUCUAUUCUUGUGAUAAAAAGGGCAGCGUCUGAAAAGUGCUGAAUACUACUUCUGAGCACUCUCAGCAUUUGGCAGGAUUGUGGCCACUCCAUAUAACUUCUUCUUGGGUUUCAGACAUAAACUUGUUGUUCACUGUUUUGCUUGUAUCAAUGAUUUAGCAAAGGGAAAGGAUUACUGGGAGGGUAAAUGGUCAAGCUCUCUUUCAGAGGUGUGUAGCUGGAGAUUUGAUCAUGUACCCCUGGCUUGGUGUUUUUGAUGCACUGCCCUCCUUCUUUCUGGAAUGGUGACUCACUUUACUUCUAAAUUAUAUUUCGUACUGUAGUCCAAGGACAAAUAAAACUAAGUUGAAUAUUUUUACGACUAGGCUCUAGAACAAAAAUUUUAUUACAUUAAAAAAAAUAAAUCAUAGCACUUGCAUUAGACAUCCUGAAAAAAAUCUUGAAAUGUAUUGCACAGCUCACAAAUUUAUCCAAAGGAGCAUUUAAACAAAACUAUACUAUGUCUAAUUUUCCUCCGUUUUCUAACCUGAAUGGAGUUGAAUAUUUCUACUUUGUACCAUAGAACAACAAGACACACCUUUAAUACAUGGGCCAAUCUCUGUCUACUCGAUUGACUGCUAUAACAUUACAGCAGCAGAGAAUUUGUCCCUCUGUGUGUAAACGAUUAUGAGCUUUACAAGAUUCUUUCAAGUAAAUACAUUGUGAAAGAAGGUCCUUUUUAUUCUUUUGUGGGUUAAUUUUGUUAUACAAAUCAUAUGGAUGAAAAAAUGACAAUACAUAAACAUGUUGAUUUGAGCGUUUCUUAAAGAAUAGGAGAAGAAGUAAAAGAGGUGUUAAGUGAGCUACAAAUCACUUGUGAUAUUUCCAUAGAAGCUACUAUAGCUUUUCAUAAACAUGACCAAGCUGGUAAGGGUUCAUGUGAAUCUAUAAACACUUUUUAAGCACAACUAAAAUAGUGCUUUAUUCAAUUUGUACAUAUCUACCAAGAACUGUGUGUGUAUGCGUGACUGAUAUCUUGCCAAAAUUGUUGCUGAAAUAAAAAUGAACUUUUUGUUUCAGAGGGAAAAUGAAGAGAUAAUGCCCAUCUGCAUUAUUAACAUACCUGUGCAUUAGUGAGAUAGUGAAGAGAUUGCGAUUUCUUUUUUGGACCACUGUGCAACCCAGGCUCUCUGGGAUUAAAUAAAAGAAAGAAAGGAGCAAUACAAAACACAGCAUGCAAAUGUCUGGCAUACUGUAGAGUCACAUACAUUGCUGAACAUGGAAAUACAAACACAAAAUCUGUAAAUAUAAAUUAAUUCAUCAGGUUUACUAUACAGGACUUUAGUAGUAACAGACAGUUGAAAUAGUUUUCACUUAAUAGCAAAAUUAAUUUUUAGAGGGAACAAAAUGGCGAAGUCUUAUCCUGGAAACAGCAAGAGAGGUAAUAUAUCAAGGAGCUAAAAUUUUCUUUGGCAUGGUAAAGGGGGAGAAUUGAGUUUGCCAACUAGCUACAUGGUUUCACUAUAUUGUGGCCAGUGCAAUGUUAUUUUGCACAUUCUGCUUGUUAGAUAAAGUUGUUUUGUUUUUUCAAUAUAUCUUCAUAUAAACAUUUUAUUCAAUAUGUUGCCUCUGUGUAUACAACAAAUGAUAAUAAACACCAAACUGUACAAUGCAAACCAACUCUUUGCAUAUAUGUAUGUAAGUUUAGUAAUACAUACCAACAGUUCUUGAUAUGCAUGGCCUACUACAUGCAGUUCAUCAUUGCAUCCUCUUCCCAUGCAACAGACGAGACAAGAGACAAAAUUAAAGGAGUGACCAAAGCACAAAUAACAAAGACUCCUGUGCUCUAUGUUUAAACAGACCUUUAGAAGAAAUUGUUUUAAGACAUCCAUUCACAGGAUUAAACACCUUUACAGGCAACCCAUGUAAACAAAAAUAAAACUGGUGAUACAUUUACAGUACAUACUAGUCAUUUACAAAAUAAAUUCAGCCUUAAUUGUAACUAGUCAAACUGGUUGGCAGAGAAAUAGCUGCCUGAGAUGUAGGAUUAAUGUUGACAAUGGUAAUGUAUAUGGUCUUGGGACACCACUCCCAGAGAGCUGAAAUUCAAAGGACCAGCUUGUGCUCUCUACAUCCUCAGGGCAUACCUCAGGCAGUUCUAUGGCACUUUCUCAUCUCUAGACCCUGCAGAACCACCUUUGUGCAGUCCAGGGUCCAAACUGGGCAGGCUGGAGACUGAGUGGGAUAGGGCAAGAAUGCACAUAGGCUCCGUCACCAGCCCUGUGAACAUUAGACACAAAAGAUAAUGCAGCUUUUCAGCAUAACUCCCUUCCCAAUCCCAAGAGGUGCUACAGCAGAGGUGAGGGAGGCGGGGAGGUCAGUGAGGCUCCAAUGCCAGGACGCCACCAGAGAGCCGGGGCAGAGCUCUACUCUGGUAGUCCUGGCCUCCUACUGAUCCACUGGGGGAGGCUUCAUAGUCUUUUUUUUGGGGGGUAGGGGGGCACACACAAGUCCCACCCCUCCUGGUGGGAUGAGAUGGGAGGCUCACCACAAGGGGUGUCUCAUAGAGAUUUUCUCCUUUAAAGCCACCAGGUGAGGGGAUGAUCUGGGCCAAAAGUUACUUUUUGCACAUUUUGUCACAGCAUUAACGUAGCUUUGUCUUGUUAAAUGCUUAAAUACUUACAAAACAAACUUCACUUGAUAUGUUUCACUCGGCUCUUUAAAAAGACCCAAACUUUGUCUGUUUUGAACGGUAUCUAAACAAGGAACCUAAACUAUCAAAAGACUCAUAGCAGCAUUACAAUAACCUACUUAAACAAUAUGCUGGGUUACUUAUUAAAAUGGAACCCCUCCAUCCCCCAUAUGACAAGCAUGAAGAGUUAAUGUAGACUGAAUCAGUAUGCAGCUAAACAGGCCAGGAAUUUGAAACAACUGGUGGCUGUCACAGAGCUCUGUGUACUGCCAUAAGAAAAUUAUUUUUUUCACUACAUACAAUUGCUCAAAAGGGAAGGAUGAAGUUUGUCUCCCUUAAACAUGAUAACAGCAAGAGGCCAAUAGAAGGUUGUCACACACAUUUUGCCAAAACCCAGGUACUUGUUGCCCUUUCUGAGAAGCAAAUGCCUAUUAAGCACACACAGAAUAGCCUUAUUUCAGUCUUUUGAAAGUAUGCGACUAAAUAUUUGAAACUCAUUACCUAUAGUAUUUAACAUUACAAUGGCAUCUUUGUUGUACUGUCUAAAGCUUAUUACCCAUUUCAUUUUUUUCUCAAUUGGUUUCAUGACAGUUAACUGACACCAGUGAAAUGUCACCAAUAUUUUUCAUGAAGCAAUUGAAACAUGAUCCAAGGACUCAAUAUCAUAAUGGGUUUGAUUUCCUCUAGUUAGAAUGUAUAAUAUACAGAAAGCAAGGCAAGGCACCGUGUAUCUAGCAACUUGGUGGGAACAUCCUAAAAAGCUGGGUUAGAGGUAUGUACUGGGUUACAAGGUGAAAUACAUAGGACUGGACUCUGCAUGCUGAGCUAAAUUUUGUUUGUUUUGUUUUCUACUAGACCCAGUUAAAAAAAUUUAAAAGUAUAAUUUUAAAUAUAUUUAAAGUAUAAUUUGUAACUACCCUUUGCAUUGGUGCUGCUAAAAGAACACAACAUCAUCCUUGCCCGUGCUUUGCUGAGGAAGAGUGGAAAACAGCCAAAAUAAUGAUGGCAUUAAAUUCAGUUAAUUAAAAACAGGAAAGGAUUAGAUCUGAACUGGAUUUAGGUAGCGCAAUUCUUGUUAGUCUUAAUUAUUGGUUUUCAAACAAUGACAAUUAGUAGGUGAAAUAUGAGCCUUAAUUCAGGCCUACAAGGCCUACAGAGUUCUUUGGACCCACUUUCCCAAAAAUGAGUGGGUCUUGCUUGCUGGGGCAAGGCAAAUGUUACCAUUACCAGUAAGCCUGUGAUAUGUAUAAAACACACACACAAAAAGAAACUAUAGGGAGAUGUUAAACACUAGUCUCAAAAUUUUUUCUACUGGUCAUGUUUGACACUUUUCCCACCACAAUAAUGCCAAUCUCAGGAGCAUGGUAUCUGUUACUAAAGUGUAUUCACAUUUAUCAAUAUUCUAAGUCGGAGACAAUGAUUCUAGUCUUCAUAGAUAUAAUUCAUAAUAAUAGGUUUUUGAAGGCUUCCUGAUUCCCUGAGUGCUUUCAGAACUAAGCCACCUGCAACAUUUAGAGAACCACAA
Molecule: messenger RNA, 9004 nt
Organism: Dermochelys coriacea (leatherback sea turtle)
Lineage: Eukaryota; Metazoa; Chordata; Testudines; Dermochelyidae
Gene: ITGBL1
Product: integrin subunit beta like 1
Biological process (GO): cell adhesion mediated by integrin; integrin-mediated signaling pathway; cell-matrix adhesion
Cellular component (GO): integrin complex; cell surface; focal adhesion
Molecular function (GO): integrin binding; amyloid-beta binding
Source: RefSeq, a predicted model, not a curated record